AUGGCUUCCAGAACAGAUCUGCACAGCUCGGACGAUGAAACUCUUCGUCAAAAGUCAGAGCCCAAACCACGCCCUCGAUCGCUUGUGAACCUCAUCUUCGACCGCACGCGCGUCGAUCAAGCGGUUGAAAACUACGAUUAUCCAGGAAGCGGCACUUUUGAGGAUCCUUACGUUGUGAGCUGGAUUCCAGACGAUACAGGCAAUCCGCUCAAUUGGGCCAAGUGGUUGAAAUGGACCAUCACCAUGGUUUCAGCCGCGACCUCGUUUGCCGUCGCCUUUAGCUCCAGCGCCUACACAGGCACAAUCAUGGAGCUCAUGAUUCACUUCAAAGCAAGCCAAACACUCAUUACAGCCGGCGUUUCUCUCUACGUCCUUGGUUUCGCCGUCGGGCCACUUUUCUGGGCACCACUCUGCGAAAUCUACGGCCGGCAAAUUAUCUUUGUCAUCAGCUUUGGUAUCUAUGUCGUCUUCAGUGCAGCGUGCACAGCAGAUAACGGGAUUGCGACAUUACUUGUUCUUCGAUUCUUCUGUGGAACAUUCGGUUCAUCACCCCUGACUAAUGCUGGAGGUGUCAUCUCCGAUGUCUUCAGACCUGACGAGCGUGCCAUUGCCAUGGCUUUCUUCUCCCUUGCACCCGCUUUAGGGCCAACGUUGGGACCCUUUAUUGGUGGAUACCUUGGUGAGGAUCAAGGAUGGCGUUGGGUCAUGGGAUUGAUGGCAAUCAUUGCGGGAGCCAUUUGGAUCCUCGAUUUAUGCUGCGCACCCGAAACCUACGCGCCCUACAUCCUAAAAAACCGAGCAGACUUCCUAUCGAAAAAGACCGGCAAAGUCUACCUGUCCAUCUACGAGCACCAGGGCAAAGCAGACCCUCCAUCUGUCGUCCUCAAGAAAGCACUCAUCCGCCCUUGGCUUCUCCUUUUCGUCGAACCGAUUGUCCUCCUUCUCUCUACUUACAUCGCCAUUCUCUUUGGCACACUAUACAUGCUCUUUGGCGCGUACCCCGUGGUAUUCCAAAUAGAGCGUGGCUGGUCAGCUGGUAAAGGUGGUUUGGCCUUCCUAGGAGUUGCGGUGGGUAUGCUUGGAGCUAUUCCAGUCAUUGGACUUAUCAACAUGUGGUAUAUGAAGGUCACAGAAAAGGCCAACGGCGAGCCGGUGCCUCCCGAGAAUCGUCUUCCUGGGUGUAUGCUUGGUGGAAUCUGUGUACCAAUUGGGAUGUUCUGGUUCGCAUGGACAACAUAUCCUGACGUGCAUUGGAUGGCUCCAGUAGCAGCUGGCGUCCCCUUCGGUCUGGGCAUGUCGCUCGUUUUCCACAGCAUCUUCAACUACCUCAUCGACUCAUACACCAUCUACGCGGCCUCGGUCCUGGCGUCGAAUGCAGUGCUGAGAUCACUUUUCGGUGCCGCCUUUCCGCUAUUCACCAAGCAGAUGUACGACAGGCUGGGCACACAGUGGGCCAGCUCAGUUCCUGCUUUUCUUUCACUGGCAUGUCUCCCUAUGCCUUUUAUCUUCUUCAAAUAUGGUCCUGCUAUUCGGCAGCGUUGCAAAUACUCGGCAAAGGCUGCACAAGCAACAGCUAUGGCCGCGAAGGCUGCUAAGGCCUAG
This is a messenger RNA of Fusarium sp. VM40, 1602 nucleotides long. The record is from the annotation of a GenBank genome assembly. Lineage: Eukaryota; Fungi; Ascomycota; Sordariomycetes; Hypocreales; Nectriaceae.